AUGGAUGAACUUCCGACUGAGCGAUCAAUCAAUGUCAAAUUUCGCCUGUCUACUGGUGAUAUUUUCGAUUAUAGGUUUGAUCCGGAACAGCUAACGGUUCAGCAGCUCAAGGAAAAACUCGCCCCGCAUACUACCACGUCUGCUAACAACAUGCGUUUAGUAUACUCUGGAAAGAUUUUGAAAGAUGAGGACCUGGUAGACUCAUAUGGAGUUAAAGAAGGUCAUACAAUACACAUAGUCUCCGGACGUGGUCAAGGACGUGGUCAAUCAGUUAAUACUCCAUCUGUUACAAUAUCCCAACGAAAUUCUAGCUCUACAUCGACAAAUCCUUUUGGGAUGAAUCCCUUUGGAAUGGGAGCCAAUUUCGAUCAAGAUUUAAUGAGAAACGUGAUGAAAAUCGUGAGGUCCAUGGUGAUGCAAAAUCCAACAAUGCGACAAAUGAUCGAACGAAAUCCCGAAAUUGGCCACAUAAUCAAUGACCCUUCAUUCAUCCGUCAGACAAUGGAUAUGGCACGCAAUCCUGAAUUGAUGAGAGAAAUGAUGCGCAAUAAUGAUAGAGCACUGGCAAAUCUGGAGACCAUACCUGGUGGAUUCAAUCACCUACGGCGAAUGUACCACACAUUGCAAGAGCCUCUUGAAUCUGCAAGUCGAAAUAAUGAUCAAUCAUCAGAGGCAGCGAAUCAGUUCUUAGCCCAACUUUUAAAUGUUGAGAGACCUCCAGAGGGACGCAUAAAUUGUACACCAUUACCCAAUCCAUGGGUUCCACGUAAUAAUAAUAACAUAACAAAUUCUACGAAUGUCCUUAGCCCAUUCGGAGCAUCCGGGGGAAUAUCACCUUUUAACUUCUUUGGUUUUCCACCCACUCAACUGUCUUUCCCAUCACCAUCUUCGGUUUCCAGAAAUUCUUCUACAACGUUAUCAAACCAAUCAUCUACGUCCUCCCAAACAAGUGAAACACCAAAUACAACACCAAAUUCAAAUGGAUUCGCAUCAAAUUUUUCUAACAUCACUCUCCCAACUCAUUCACCAAUGUCCAAUGACCCGGAAUUUGUUAGACGUUUUCAACAACUUAUGCAACGUUAUAUGACUUCUCCACAAUUUGUAGCGUCACGUCAACAAAUGUCUCAAACUUACUUUCCUACCUCCCUCUUUGGAUCACCAUUCUCUAAUAUGCCUCCUUCACACAGCACUAGUCAAUCAACGUCAUCUCAAUCAUCCGAACCCCCUGAAACACGUUUUAGAGUACAACUUCAAACGCUCGAAGAAAUGGGAUUUGUUGAUCAAGCCGCAAACAUCAGGGCCUUGCUUGCUUCGGGGGGUGACGUCGGUUCAGCUAUUGAAAUUUUGCUAAGCGAAAUUCAAUGA
This is a messenger RNA of Acaulospora morrowiae, 1365 nucleotides long. The record is from the annotation of a GenBank genome assembly. NCBI's taxonomy places the organism in Eukaryota, Fungi, Glomeromycota, Glomeromycetes, Diversisporales, Acaulosporaceae.